AUGCAGGAAAAUACCGAUUUCAAUAUAAUGUGUUCAUAUAUCGAGCAAUCUGCUUUUGAAGGCGACGGCACAAGACAAACAUUGUUGGACAAAGAUACUUUUAAUCCACUAGAAUUUUUAUUGAGCCCUUUACCAGAGCUUACUACCAAAAGUGACGCUUCUCAGACGGGAACAACCGAUUUAUUUUCUGAUGAAGACACUUCAUUUGUUUCUUUUGGACCAUCAAACUUGGAAAAUUCUUCAAUCACACCUUCGUCACUUUUCGAUGGAGUCAAUACAGAUUUCUCGAAUAUCUAUUCCAUGCAAGAAACCUCUUCUGAAGAAUUUACGCUAGAUGACUUGACUUUGGAUGAGCUAGUCAAUAGUGAAGUUGAAGGAGAGAGAGUAAGCUACCAAGCUAUGAUCUCAGAUGACAAAGGUGCUUCCACGAAGAAUACCUUUGGUGGUCUAGGGAAAUUAACAAAAGAUUUCGAAGAUUUUUGCCACUCCAUGAAAGAUAUUGCCACUUUAAAUACUUCUUUAAAAAAGAAUAAAAAUAUUGCUAUUCCGCCCCCAGGUGCAUAUCUAGAACAACCUCCCAUGGCUUUAAAAAAAAGAGGAAGAAAGCCAAGAAACUGUGAACAACGUUUAAAACAUAAUCUACGUGAAAGAAAUAGAAAGAGAAGAAUAGCUAACAAAAUAGCAAUUUUAAAGGAAUACUUGCCUGCUUUAUUUGACGACAAUUUUGGACUAAUGACAAAUUUUGGCUCUACCUCUAUGUCUCAUACUGAGAGAGAGAAACAGAGGAAGAGACUUCUUAGUGCAAGAAUUGCUGCAGCAAAGAAUCAAUUUUCUUAUUUGUUUCAGCAUAUUAGCAACAAGCUAUCGCAAGAGGAAGUUGUCACAAGAAUUGCCGAUCAUUUGAAAGACAAGCACAACCAUCAAUAG
Messenger RNA from Kazachstania africana CBS 2517, 927 nucleotides. RefSeq names its product helix-loop-helix domain-containing protein. The transcript has a single exon. Bases 1 to 927 code for a protein of 308 amino acids. Gene Ontology annotation, molecular function: protein dimerization activity. NCBI's taxonomy places the organism in Eukaryota, Fungi, Ascomycota, Saccharomycetes, Saccharomycetales, Saccharomycetaceae. The record is from RefSeq and is a predicted model, not a curated record.